Glycine soja is the source of this 2230-nucleotide messenger RNA. RefSeq lists its product as uncharacterized. NCBI's taxonomy places the organism in Eukaryota, Viridiplantae, Streptophyta, Magnoliopsida, Fabales, Fabaceae. Gene Ontology annotation, biological process: positive regulation of transcription by RNA polymerase II. The coding region runs from base 100 to 1752 and encodes 550 amino acids. Gene Ontology annotation, cellular component: transcription regulator complex; mediator complex. The transcript has 8 exons. The record is from RefSeq and is a predicted model, not a curated record.
UCCAACAUCAACUAUAGAAUUCAUCAGUUUAUUGUUCUACCCUCAAGAAUUUUUAAGAAGCUAAGCACACAAGCAAUCUCUUCUCCAAAAAGAGGAACAAUGGAUUCAUCUUCAAAAACAAGUUUAGAAUCAAGCAAGACAACGACUCAAGCUACAUUUCCCAUAACUUUUCCUAUCGAUCUUCAAGGAGACCUAUUCUCAGACCUAUUCCCGACUAGUAGCAUGAUCAUUAGGGACCAAAUCAUGGAAGAUGUUCAAAAUGUUAGACCUGACUCUCAAAGUAUCCUAUUUCCGGUUAUCCGGCAACAAGCAGCAACAAAUGAGAUGGAAGCCUAUGAUGAUUUUAUGACAAAGUUAUGUAAUGACAUUGACAAUGAUAUUCUUCAAAUGGGAGAGGACAAUUUCAAAGACCUUUUAUCAGAUGAGCCAAUUCCUUUAGAUGGUGAUAUUUCAUUGGAUGUUCUUAAAGCCAUGGAAGCUGGACUAGGUCAAGAACUAGCAAAUACUGAUACAACAGGAAACUCACUCAAUCAGUUUCAAUCACCAGUUAUUCCAGUGCAUCCUUAUUAUGGUGGUGCUAGUGCAAGUUCUGGUGCUGGUGUUGAUGCUAAUGCUUUUGUUGCUGCUAGUGCUGGUGGUAUUAAUGCUAGCUUUGGUGUUGGUGUUAAUGCUAGUGGUGGGAACACAUCAGUUAGAUUAGCAACUAACCCACAAAAUCCUCUACCAGUCGGUGCUACAUUUGGUAACUUCAUGUUUCCUAAUACAACAGGAAACACACUCACUCAUUUUCAAUCAUGUUCAUCACCACCAAGCUUCCCUGUGCUUCCUCAUGCUAGUAGUAGCAGCAGUAGUCACCAACAAUUUCCAAGGUUUCAAUCAUGUUCAUCACCACCAAGCUUCCCUGUGCUUCCUCAUGCUAGUAGUAGCAGCAGUAGUCACCAACAAUUUCCAAGGUUUCAAUCAUGUUCAUCACCACCUAGCUUCCCUGUGCUUCCCCAUGCUAGUAGUAGCAGCAGUAGUCACCAACAAUUUCCAAGGUUUCAAUCAUGUUCAUCACCACCAAGCUUCCCUGUGCUUCCUCAUGCUAGUAGUAGCAGCAGUAGUCACCAACAAUUUCCAAGGUUUCAAUCAUGUUCAUCACCAAGCUUCCCUGUGCUUCCUCAUGCUAGUAGUAGUAGCAGCAGUCACCAACAAUUUCCAAGGUACCUUCCGCAACAAAUGACUGGGAUCAAUCCACAAGGUAUACUUGCAUCGAUGCCUCAGUAUAAUCAGGGACAUUUUUGGUUGCGUCCACCAUCUCUCACGGAUUUUCCAAACUUUGUGCAUGCAUGGGAGGGAAGUUUGGUUGGAAAAAUUCACUCUUAUUGCGAAUUCCUUAACCAAGCAAGGGUCGUGAGGAAACCAACAUCACCUGUCAUGCUUACUGCUGAGUGGUCGGAAAGGCUCAAGAUCGUUCUCUUCAUACCCACAAAUGCUAUCAACUAUACAAUGAAGAUUAUUGGUGGACCCAUUGAUUAUGUGUUUUUUCACAUAAUUCAAUUCAACAAUCUUAACUUAUACGACUAUAUGAUGAGUAAAAAUUUGUGUGCAAAAAUUGAGCUUCCUUCACAAACUCUUAUCUUAUCUAUAACCCAAAGCAAAUAUCAUUAUUUAGGAGCAAUUUUUCCAGAGGUGAGUGUGGAAGUCAAUAUCAUUUCGCAUUAUUAUUUAUUUUUCCUUAAUUCCAAGUUGUGUUUUUGUUGGAACAUUUAGUUAGACGUGGGAGAAUUAGUUUCCUAUUUUUUUUUCAAUAUUUGCAAGUUGACUAAUCAGUGAAUAACGCAGGAUACGAUAUUUGUUGAACCUGCCUAAGUAUGCAUUUUGGCUUGCGGGUCAAAGCAACCCUAAGUCAUGAACAAAAGGUUCAAAGAGUUGUUGUAAGCCAGAAGACCCUUCAAAUAGUCAAUGAACCUUAACAAAUUUGUUGAUGCAAUGAAAAAAAAUAAACAUAUCACAUAGGGCUGAUGGAAACUGUUGUUGGUGAGAACAUUGCAGGAGAGAAUAAGGUGUAAAGGAGAAGAGUGAAAGAUAAGGAAGAAAAUGGUUGGCACGUGUUGUAGCAAGGCGAGCUAGAGGCAACAACUUUGCAUAAGCUGACACAUUGGUUGGAUUGUGGUUUUAAGAAGUGCUUUAAUUUAUAAUUUUUUUCUUAAACAUUUUAUAAAAUAGGUACUAUGGAUUUUUUCCAAAA